Molecule: messenger RNA, 501 nt
Organism: Medioppia subpectinata
Lineage: Eukaryota; Metazoa; Arthropoda; Arachnida; Sarcoptiformes; Oppiidae
Source: the annotation of a GenBank genome assembly
AUGAUUCGCUGCUCUAAUGGCAAAAUCACUCAUCGAUUCACUUGCGGUGAAGGAAAAGUUUUUAAUGAUAUAACCAAAGCGUGUGAUGACCCCAAAUAUGUCAAUUGUCAUAAGUCUGUCGCCGCAGACACCGCUAAAACUAGUCCUCCAGUCGUCGCACAUCAGCCACGAUAUGAAGCACCCGUUGCGGCCCGACUACAGUCACCCGCCAGACACCCAGUCUCUCCUUUUCUCAAUUUUAGGACCACUUCUAACGAUAAGACACGAGAAAUUGUCACAACAGAUAACACGAGAGCUGAGAGUGUGACCACUGAGAGUCCGAGGAAGAAGAGGAAAGAGAAGAUAGAGAAGAGAAGCAACAGAUAUAUCGACAACAGAGUCAACAGAAUUUACAACAAAGAGUUCAUCAGUUUGUGUCGUAGACCAGAGUUCGGACGCAAUUCUUACGAUUCCAUCAAACUAUUGGACAAACGAGACCUCAAAGCUAACAGAUUUCUAUAA